UCCAGUGACUCUUACAGAUGCUCUGGUGGGAAUUUCCCUGUCAGAAUAGGUUAGCGGAUUCAUGCAAGCAUGUAGAUACUUAUAAUUUACAGGAUAAAUAUGAAGACGCAGAAACAUGAUUUAUUGAUAGUGCCUAAGCUAUAUAUAGCACUCUUAACUGUAUUAUUAAAACAAAAGGUAAAUAAUUAAUGGAAGGAAGAAAAGAUACAUAAAGCACAGUCAGUCUUGACAGGAAGUAUUCCUGUCUUGCAGUAAUUAAGAUUAAAUAUACUUGGAGCACAUUUUUUAUAUCUUUCUGACAAAAAAGAUUAUUUGCUUACUUUGUAUACCCGUAAGAAUCACUGUGUGUGGCUGCAGAACUUGUGCAGCCAAUGUGAGCAAAACUGGAGGCGGGGGGGGAAAUGCUUACAGCUGCUCAGUUUGGACACCACUCUAUGCUCAGGAUAGGAUUACCGCCUGUCAUUAUUGACCAGUUACACCUGGUAAACCCUCAGUUUAGUUUCAGAUUAGAUACAACUCAGUGCUUGCUAGUUUUUCUAAAUCCAGUGCUGACCAUACGUGACAAGUAUUGCAGAAAAGUACAGGCUUACUUCAGCAGAAACCAAGAAACAAAGUUAAGUUUUUUAUCAGAAUCUGAGAAUUACUCAGGCAAAGCAAAAUUCUCCUAGCAACUGUUUACAUAUCUCACAUACGCAUUUCUUGGGUUUAAGAGGAAAAGAUGAUGAGCAGAUCAGCCCUAAGAACCUGUAGUCUCAGGCCAUCUACUUUGUUGAAUUGAUUCUGUUUAAGAUACAUAGGGUCAAAUAUCCUGUAACAAUAUCAGCAUAUAUAUUUUCUCACUGGACAUAUAGUAAUUUAUUUACAUCAUUUCCAAACUAACAAUGUUAGCAAGGUCAAAGUGACCUUACAAAUAGUUAUUAAAUUCCCUGGAACCAGAACAGCUCAACCUCAUAAGCGGCUGUCCAACAGUCUAAACAGUCUCAACACUUAAUUGAAAAACAUUCCAGUGCAACCAGUGCCAAAGCUUUCCUGUCUUAUUACCAAGUAACAGAACCCAAAUGUCUUUCUGAGGCCCAAGGCAAAUCAUUCCUAAGUUUAGUACCAGCAAAGACUCAGAGUUGGAAAGGUCUAUUCCCACCAGCACAUGUGACAAACUCUUCAGUAAAAUCAAUGCCCUCUUGUCUUGUCUAAAGAUAAACAGUGCAAUAAACUAAAAUUUAAGUUCCACCUUUUGCUUCAGACAAAGGUUUUAAAGCAGCACUACACAAUCUUUAUUGAGCCACAAGCGAUACUGCACAAAAGCCAACAAUGCACCAAAGGGAAUAUUAAACUUGUAACUUCCAGACACCAUUCCUGUGGCAGCCACAGAAUCCCAUUGCCAUCAGCAGCAUCAGAUGGUUCCAUGGAGAAGGUUUAUAGAAACUGCUCUUGACUUUUAACUACAAGAAACUUGAUCAAUUAUUUUAAAGUGUAUCUUACAUCCCAAACCAGCAGAAUCUGGAAUGACAAAACUAAGUGCAAAAUGGUGGCAGGAGGGUAACAAUUGAUUUCAGUGAAAUGGAGAAUUGGACCUCAUGUUUCUCAGUCACUGCUAUUCCAGAAUAGAACAGAUUUUACUUUGAUUUCAGUUCCUUAGGGAGUGCAAAACAGAGCUCUACCAUCUGAUGAACGGCAGCCUGGCAGGGCAGUAUCGGGGAAGUACUCUAAACCCUCUUGAGGCUCUCUUCUGAUAAUCUCCAAAUGUAAUUUAGAGUAGCUCUAUUUAUUCCUCCUGCUAGAGCCACCUAUAAGUACUAGUAGUAACUGCUCAAACACUCGUGCCAGCAUCAGGCAGAAAAAUAUCUACUCACAAGGACAGAAUUGGACUUACUCUUGGUUACUGAGUUGGUCUAGCUGGGCAUCAUCAAGUCUUUUUGGUGGUUCCUACCUUAAGAAGUUCUUAAUGAUCUAAAGCAGGGCAGCCUUCAAAUUCACCAUCUCAGGAACAGUAUUGCUCAUCAGAAGACUCACAGCUGACGGAGAUAUUUUUUGCCCAGCAUUUUCACAGAAAAUUUCCAUUUUGUAUGAGUUCAUCACUGGUUUGCUGCCACUGCAAUUAAGCUGGUUGUCUUUGGAUAGGAUUAUGAUUUAUCCUAAUUUCUAUGGAGAUUUAAGUGUCAAAGUUGCGUCUGCCAACAGUUUUGCUGUAGCAUCCAACACCGUCUUCUGAAGGGAUAAAAAGACUGAUGAGGACGUGUCACUCCUUACAGUCACUCCGCGACUUACCAGGGUGUUCAUGGCAAGUCCUCCCCAUGCAGCUGGCCCACCUGGCCCAAGGCCUCCAGUCUACACACAGGUUAAAAGGCUGAAAGGUGGCCAAGCACCAAUGCUUCUGGUAGGUAUGACUGCUCUCCAGCAGUUUUUAAUAGAAGCUGACAUGUAUGAAUAAUAAAUGGAUAUUCAGACAUGAAUAAUAAAUUAUAGCUCCAUUUAUAUAGCUUUGUGUAUCCCUUCUCCGGAAACACCACCACUCUCGGGGACACAACCACCUCUUAAUAACGAGAAGGCACAGAUGGUACAUUUACAGAGAUGGCUUUCUGUACGUGUGGGCACACGCUACCAGAAGUGAGAGCCCGUAUUUACACCUGAGGCGGAACGUGCCUUUGGACUGCACAAACCAAAAAGGAUUUAGGGGAAAUACUUCAGCGAUGAGACCCGUUAUCCACCAUGCGCCAAGCCGGAGCGCACGGAGCCACACCUCCUCCCCGGGCAGCAGAGAGGCGGCACGGCCCGGUAGCCGCGUAUCACAGCCCCUGGGCGGGCCGCAAGGGCAGAACGCGCCAGCGCCGCCGCUGAGGGCAGGAAAAAUGGCGGCGCCCCGCCCCAGCCUGCGGAGGGAAGCGCGGGCGGAAGUGGCCGCGGAAGUAGCGCGGCGGCGCAGAGCGGAAGUGCUGGCGGGGAGCGGCGCGGGCCGGGUGCAGUAGGUUCUGUGAACAGUAAGCAGGAUCAGCCUGCAAAAAUAAGAAGACAAGAUGUUCUCAAGACCAAAGCCUGGUGAGUCUGAGGCAGACCUGAUACACUUUCAAAACCAGUUCCUGGCAGCCCGAGCUUCACCUGCAGUAAAGAUUGUGAAGAAAGCAGACAAGAGGAAGGGAGAGGAAAGGAACACAGAUGCUGAGAGACCCCAGCCACAGGACAGCAAGGAUGUGGUCAUGCUGGACGAUUUUCCUGAUAUUCUCCCUGCUCUAACUCCUGGUCCUCCAAAAAAGUCCAAAAUCAAAAGUGCCUGUGUCCACUUUGAUGAUGAAGAUCCAGAAGAAAGACUAGAGAAUCAUGAUCAACACAUUACAGCAGUCUUCAGCAGAAUCAUCGAACGAGACACAAGUGCAGAAGCAGUGACCAUGCCAGUGCCCACUGGAGACCCAUUUCCAAGGAUAUUUCACCGUUCUGAGAUAAAAAGUGAGGUGAAGGUGGGAUCUGGAAGAAAAAGCAUCUUUGCACAAAAGAUGGCAGCAAGAAGAGCUGCUGAAAAGCCAGCAACAGCUCCCUCUGCUGAGUGCACUCAAAUAGCAGCAGCUCCUCUGGACAUUCUGAAUCCUGAGGGAUCAGCAGAAGAGGCACUGGAAGCUAACUCCGGCAACAGGGAUAAUAAAGCUGAUGACGUUUUCAUCUCUCAGCGGCCUUGUAUCAUAACGGGAGAGGGUCUUGGAAGCCAAAAGAGUGAGCAGGAAGCUCAGGCUAUCCAUGAAGAGAAUUUAGAGAAGCUGCAGUCCAUGUCCCAGGAAGAGAUCCUGAAGGAGCAGGAAAGGCUUCUGGCUCAGCUAGAUCCCAGUUUAGUUGCUUUCUUAAAGUCACGACGCAGUGGUAAUGUAGGCCAGAAAAACGAAAUAAAAAUGGAACAGAACAGACCGGAGGAGUUCGUGGAAUCUCUGACUGUGCCUCAACGUGGUGUAGGAACGUCACUUUCCAUGCAGGAGUCAGGUCUGCAAGAAUCUGUAAGGAGGGAUGAAAAUCUGAAAAUGGAAAUCACAGAUGAUGAUCUGCCUGUGAAGCCAAGGAAAGAAUGGAUUCACAUGGACAAUGUGGAGUUUGAGAAGCUGGAGUGGAUGAAAGAUUUACCUUCCUCCCGGCAGAAGAAAACUAAAAAGGGAAUGCAAGCUCGAUUCAGUUUAAAAGGAGACUUGAUUCCUGCAGAUGCUGAUUUGCCUACUCAUCUAGGUCUGCAUCACCAUGGAGAAGAGGCAGAGAGGGCUGGUUAUUCUCUCCAAGAGCUCUUUCAUUUGUCUCGCAGCCAGCUUAUUCAGCAGAGGACACUGGCCCUACAGGUUUUGGGUCGUAUUGUUCAAAAGGCCAGGGCUGGAGAGUUUGCUUCCUCCUUGAAGGGCAGUGUUCUGCGUCUCCUUCUCGAUGCUGGAUUUCUCUUCUUGCUGCGCUUCUCUCUGGACGAUGCCGUGGAUAAUGUCAUGGCAGCGUCUGUUGGUGCUCUCCGAGCUCUGCUGGUGUCAUCUGAUGAUGAGAAAUAUCUUGAUUGGACUUUCUCAUGGUACCAAGGGAUGGCUGCGUUCCCGUUUGUCCCCAGCAAUGAGGAAGAAGAAGAGGAAGAAGAAGAAGAAUCAACUGGAACAGAGAAGUCUCAGAAUAAAAAACAAAAGGAUGAAAACAAGCCAGAUGCAGAUGUAGCCCGUUAUGACGUUGUAAAGGGACUUCUGAAGACACGGAUUCAGCACCGGCUGAGAUAUAUCCUUGAGGUGGUACGACCUGUUCCAACAGUUGUCCUGGAUAUCCUGCACAUCCUUACUCACAUAGCAAGGCACUCCUCUGAAGCAUGCAUCCAGCUGCUUGACUGUCCUCGGUUGAUUGAAACCAUUGUCAGGGAAUUUCUCCCUACUCGAUGGGAUCCUCAUGUGGCUGAACCAGGAUGUUUACUCACCAGUCUCCAUGGAGUUGCUUGUGCUGCUGCUAUGAAGUUCAUCAGAGUAUUGGCAUCUGGAGGCAGAAAUGCAACAGCCAGGCUGCUUAACAAGUUUGAAAUGAAGAGCCGGUUAAUUCGAUUUACAGCUGAAGAUCCGCAGGAUCUGCUUCUGCCAAGGGAAGAGGCCAUCAGACUGAACACUGAAGCCUUUCGGCUCUGGGCAGUGGCUGCUGGUUACGGUCAGGCCUGUGACCUCUACCGGGAUCUCUAUCCUGUGCUGGUGAGGAUACUGCAGUCCCUGCCUGAGUUGCUCAGCACUAGCCAUGAGAAGAACCCCAUGUUUGAGUUAUCUGUCCAGCGAGCUGCAGCAGUGGUUACUCUGCUGGUACACGUGACGCAAACUGCAGGCUGCACGGUGGAGCUGCACACCAGGCUGAGCAGCUGUGAAGACAGUGAACAGAUUCCACCUCCUCCAGUAAUGUGGAAUCAAGUGUCAGGCUUACAGCCCUUUCUGGAGACCAGCAUGAAAAAAUUCCUGCAGGUGAUAUCUUGGACAGAAACUUGGCAAAUUCUUCAGCCUCUGACCACAACUUAUAUGAUCUACCUAGGAGUUUAUUACAGUGCUUGCAGUCAACAGCCAUCAGUCAAUCCAGUUGACUGCUUAGAGGAAUUGGAACGUUUGACAUCUGAGGUGCUGCAGCCUCUGCUCAGCCAGCCAGCCAUGCACAGCAUGUGGGAUUUGCUCAGGCCAUGUUCUGCUCUGUGCAACCCUCUGUCCUGUUCCCCAGCACCUGAAUCUGUCUUCAGCAUUGUAUCUUUGAGUUGUACUGGAGGCAAACCUCCUCUGAGCCUAGUUGGCUCCAAAUCACCUUUCCCUUUCCUCACUGCCCUCCUAUUUCUCAUCGAUAGCAUCACCCAUAUUCACAAAGGACUAAUCAGCAAGUACAGCUCUGUGCUGAGCUUUGAAGGCCUGAAGGAUUAUCUGCAUCAAAGCUGGCAGACUGCACCCCCCUCAGUAACUCUCGCAUCUGCAUGGAUGCUGCGCCAUGAGUAUCAUCUGCAGUACUUUGCUUUAGCAUUGGCUAGGAAAAUGGCAGGCACUUGUCCGGAUUACAGCCGUCAUGCCUCGCUCUAUCACUGUGUUGCCAUGGCAUUGCUGAGCCGUCUGUUGCCUGGGAGCGAGCAUCUGGCUUAUGAGAUCCUGCUGGAUCUUGCCUUUAGUCCAGAGUUUCUUCCUGAAGGGAAAACUGGAGGACCAGAAGCAGCCGACUUUUCUGAUAUCUUGCAUCUGGGUACCAGCGCCAAACUGUCACAGCCUGGUUCUGCAGCAGCAUCAUCUUCAAAGCCUACUCGUGGUGCCCUGCUGAGAGAAUCAUACCAGAAUCUGCCUGCCAUCCGCUCCUGCUACCUCUCUCAUUUUGUUCACUUGCAGCCUGCCCUUGUGCGUUCCCAAGCAUCCUACCAAGGACGUAAUUACCUCAUCCAAUCAAUGCUGCUUCCUGAAGUCAGAGGGCCCAUCCUGCCUUCAGACUGGCCGUUCUUUCCACUUAUCAGCCUCUACAACAAAGUGUCUAAUGCAGAGACGCGUGGGGCUGUGCUGAACUCUCUCCCACUUGAUCUAGUUAACACUGUGACCUGGAACCUUCAGUGGGUCUUGUUGCUGGAAACUUGGCGUUCAAAAACCCUUCAGAGCAUCCCUACUGCUGCCAAACUUGCACGACUUAUGUGCAUCUUCCUCACAGGUGGUGACCUCUUUCUAGAAGCACCAAUCCACUGUUACACGGCUGCACUUCUUUCUGUGUAUUGCCAGCCUAAGGCUCUGGACUCCCUGAACUUGGAUGCUCCGCUCCCUGGUUUAGCGUCCUUCCAUGAUCUCUAUAUAAGUCUGCUGGAGCAGUUUGAAGGUGUCUCUUUUGGAGAUCCACUCUUUGGAGUCUUUGUUCUUCUACCUCUGCAGAAGCGUUUCAGUGUUCAUCUGCGUCUUUCUGUGUUUGGGGAGCACACAAGUAUCCUGCGGGCACUGGGAGUGCCCCUUCAGCAGUUUCCUGUGCCUCUCGAGCGAUACACUUCCCCUCCUGAGGAUAACUUGAACCUCCUGCGACAUUAUUUCCGAACACUGGUCACAGGUGCACUGCGCAACACCUGGUGCCCUGUUCUUUACGUGGUGGCCGUGGCUCAUGUGAACAGCUUUAUUUUCUCCCAAGACAGCACAACUCAGGAGGCUGAUGCUGCUCGGAAAAGCAUGCUGCGAAAGACUUGGCUCUUGGUGGAUGAGACCUUGAAAAAGCACCUUCUCUACUACAGACUGCUGAAUGCAGAGAGCCCUUUGGGCUUUGACCUUUAUGAGCAACUCCCUCCUAUACGACUGAAGUACCUGCAGAUGGUGACGCAAAAAGACAAUAAGGAGAACGCACCAGUGCUUGUCUCAUAGCCAAACACUUGUGGAAGAGGACAGUGAGGGGAAAGAGCAGAAGAAAAUUAUGCUCCACUGAUGAAAAUAUGCACAUUUCAGAUUGUUAAAGUGUCUUUCUUUGGCACUCUUGGUAUCUCUGCAAAGUGAAACACUGAUAGAGUGCUCCCAGCCCUACUGUACAUAUCUUCUCAAGAUAUGGCAAUACGUGUAUGUGGUCUCUUUCUUAUGAAUGCUAGAGCAUUUUCCAGAGUUCUCUUUCAGAUUGUUCUGCUUCAUCGUGGAGGAGGUGACAAUGUGUCUGAGAGGCACUGGACUGAUGAAUAAACAAAAAGAACUGGAAAAAAAAAACAAACAACGUUUCAUUAAUUCCAACAGGAGAUUGUGAAUCCUUAUGAUGAUGUCUGUCUUCUCGGGAUCUUUCUAUUGCUUUUUUGUGUCCUGGAUUCUGAGUGGUUCCUUUCCCCUGCAGCUCCCAGCAAAUAGAAUGAUGACACAGGAGGAAAAAACUGAUUCUUUGAGGGGUUUUUUUGUUUGUUUGUUUAAUUUUGGUUCUCCAAGAUAUUUCUUGAGGAUUGUAUUCUGUGCAUGUUAUCAGUCUGAUUCUAUUGUGUCAUACCUCUAACAAAUAACAGAUCCUGAUGCAGUGGUAUAAACACUGGUCAUUCCACCUUGGUUGUCUUUUGGAUAGCCUCUAAGCUGCUUUCUUUUCUCCCUUAUUUAGUUACACAUAUAACAAGAUCUGAAAUAAUUUUGUUCUAGGCAGAAUAUUAAUCACUCCCCAUUAGAGGAAAAAAAAAAAUCUGAUUGUUUAACUAAAAGGUUCAUUGUUUCCCUUCUGAGGAAAGGGGAAUGUAAUUUAAAUUCUGAAGUAAUUUAAAUCCUAAGUUUACAUCUUUGUUUUUUCUUCUUAAAAAAAGCUUAUUUGAUUCCAAUUUUACAUCCAAAUUCAGUACUGCAGCCUCAAACACAAGGGCUACAGAAGUGCCCUAGUGCCCUAGAAGACUCAUCACAUAUGCCAGGUCAAGCCCAGAAUUUACUCUUUAAGUGUAAUCUGAGCGAGGUGGAUGUUUCAUUUAUAUCCAGUCGUUCUUGUAGAACUACAGUCAGUCUGGCAGGCUUUUUGGAGAACUUCUAUGAACAAAGCUUGUUAUUUCUUUUCUGUUGUUAUGAAUAAAUUCCUCUGGGAGGUUCAUGGUGAUGCCUAUCCUGAAGACUUCAGAUUCUACUUAUUAGACAAUUUUCUAAUUCUACCAGUACCCCUUAGGCUAGAAAAUAAGUUUCACCUUUUUUGUCCCCUUAUUUCAGAUAGGACAUGGGUGUAAUUGGUGUGUCAUUUUAAUUUUUUUUCAUUAUUGCUAUUUUUUCUAUUGCAAUUUUUGGUCUGCUGAGGUUAAUAGCAUGUAAUGUAAUAAAGCACCAAGUUGUCAACUGUGACUUUUAUUGUUAAAUUAUUUUAAAAAUAUUUGAUGUGAUUAAAAGUUCAAUUGAAGGCAUGCAAGUUUUCAUUUUAGAUGGUUUAAGCCCGAGCAGCUGUCUUUAGAGAGUAACUGCAUAGUAAAAUUUAAGGACUCGUAAAUGCCCACUUAGCUGCCAACUGCCAUCAGCAAGGAAUUCAUCUUUUGCUCUUCUGACCUCCAGUUUUUAAAAACCUUUUCCAGUCCUCUGUGUGAUGUGAAGUUGAGUUUUGAAAUCUGUAUGGAUGUAAAUAAACAUUUUGAUAGUUCUAGA
Phasianus colchicus (ring-necked pheasant) is the source of this 9032-nucleotide messenger RNA. It is a transcript of the gene RPAP1, whose product is annotated as RNA polymerase II associated protein 1. Lineage: Eukaryota; Metazoa; Chordata; Aves; Galliformes; Phasianidae. The record is from RefSeq and is a predicted model, not a curated record. Gene Ontology annotation, biological process: transcription by RNA polymerase II.